UUUUAAGCGGUUCAGGCCAAGCAAGGUGUAUUUCAAAUUGUUGUUAAAUUUUCAAUGUUUUCACAUUCUGUACGACUUUAAAGAAGCGAAGUACCUGAAUCACAAAUGUAUCUGGCUUAAAAGUACUCAAAAUCGACACAGCCAAGUCCUCCAAUCCUAUUUUAUGUUAUAAUUAUGGCCAGAACUCUCGCGCCUCCAAAAACAAAAGUCAAAAAAGAACCAAAAAGUAAACCCAAAAAAGAACCAACGCUCAAAAAAGAACCGAAACCCAAAAAGGAGCCAAAGCCCAAAAGAGAACCAAAACUAAAAAGGAAACUAAGUGAAGAUGAGGACUUCGAAGAACCACUACCAGACGAUGAACAAUCAGAUGAUAAGUUCACCUCCAAGGAAAGCGAGUAUGGAAAAUUUGAGUCAUACAACCGAGAAAAAGCUUGGAAACUUAAAAAAAUCCCCCAUCACCUUAUCCCAGCCUUCAAUAUGACGAAAACCUUUGACAUAAAAAGUGUCCGAAGUAUGCCCCUUGUCCAAAUAUCCGUGCCUCACUCCUUGUAUGUUAGCUCCAGAUUCUCAGAAACCAUAGACAUUUGCCAUCGAAGGACACUUGCCAUAAAUUCUUAUAUGACUCGUGUCAAAAAUAUGAAGACAGCUUAUUUAACCGCGAAAAAAAGACAUAAAAACAUUCGGAAGGACGAAAAAAAGGGGAUAUAUUAUAAGGCGAUGUUGGAAUUCGCAGAACGGCGAGAAAUGCACCCAGACAAGUACUUCUGUCACGAUUAUGACUUCUACUAUACCGGUGGUAACUUAUGCCAUAAUAAGAGAACAAAUCAAAUCGCCCAUGUGGAUGGAAUGAAUAUGAACACCCUAGUUCUCUCAGUUUUGAAUGUUCAAAAUAACAUUCCAAAAUUGCACAAACUAACCAGCAUUGAAUUAAGUAAUAACAAGAAAGAUGAUUGUGAAAUAUUUGACGUACAAUCUUCACUGUGCAGCGAUGAAUUAUGGUUCUUGCGACAAAAACAUUGUGUAUCUGUUCACGAAUUCAGUAAUGGCAAGAUAAAUUGUUUGCAAAACUUUAGAACCAAAGACGUUCCAUUUAUAAGUUUCACCCAAGACGUUGUCAAUACACAUCACCUAACCAUAACCGACCUGAUUCACAAAGUUCGGCUGUGUGAUAUUGAGAAAGGUGUUCCAAUUCUCACCCUGCGAAUGAUGCCAAGAGAGGAAGUGACCAUAUGGAACAAUUGGAACGCCAUCAAAUCGCUUGACAGUCAUGUUUAUAUAUAUUCGACGAGUAAAAAAGUGAGCAUAAUUGAUACACGAUUGUCGGAAAGCGAAUGGCAAAGCAAUUAUUGCGGAACCAAUCAGGAACACUCGUGUUUUAGUUUUUGCAGUCUUGCUCGCAGCAAAUUCGAAAACCUCUUCUACGUGGGAGCAAAUCACAAAGCCUAUUGUAUCGAUAAGCGUUAUAUGGGAAAAGAUGUUGAGAGUAAAAAUGCAACUGUGGCGACCUGGACACAUCAAAUGAGUUCUUUUCCACUGAUGAUGUCUACGUGUUGUUUCAACAACACAGAAUACAUCGCUCUGCAGAGUCCUCUGAACUCGGACUUGAGAAUAUUGGAAAAUAUGCAAUUUUUGAAAGAACGCGAACCAGACACGAAUAAAACUAAGAGAGCACGAAUGGACCUCCCACCAGAGUACUCGUAUAACUCUCCAUGUUUGCCAUAUAUGCCGCCGAGCCUAGAAAGUGUUUUCCGGGAAGCCCGUUUGAAUGGCAAAGCCAUAAAGCAAGGCACUGGAAUGUGUGACCGAGUUAAGGCCUGUAUCACUGGCCUUUACUUUACUGACGAUAUCGAAUGUCCAUACUUGAUUACAGCCACUAGCAAUGGGGAUGUUUUUGCACGACAAGUCUGCAAUCCCAACGAUGAUAUAAAGCCUGAUACAGCCACCGCCAGUGAUGUAAUAAGCAAGUUCGAAGAGAAUAUCUUCAGGUCAGUUCGUAAGACUCCGAUCUCAGUAACAGAUGUCUUCGAUUUUUCGGGUAUUUCCAAAGUAUUCAGAUGUGCAGUGUUGAGUAGCGGAGAUAAUCAAGAAGAAAAAGACCUGUAUGCAACCAAACGCAAAUAUAUGGGACGAUGGCAGAAAUCCAUACAAUCCCUCUCAAAGUACAAAGAUGCUCUGGCCUAUGACUUAUUUUCGAUCUGGGACUUCGAAGAUUUUGAGGAUGACAAAGAUGUGAAUAUAAUCGCUCUAAAUAAUACUGAAACGGACGCAUUCAAAGUGAGUGGUUGGUUAGAAAAUACACCAGACAUUCCGGCACAUAGCACGAUGCUCAAUAUGACAUCCAUCCCCAUGGAUGUACUCAAUUCUACAAAAAUAAAUUCCACUCUGGGUGAUAUUUCUUUCAAUGACCAUGACCGAACGACGGAGAGUACAAUAAAAGUUGAAUUGAGUCAAACUGUCCCUGCUAAACCUAAGACUGCAAAAAAGAAAUCUCGAUACAUAAAAGGAUUUUAGAAUGGAAUCGAAUUUUAUUUUGUCAUCAUUUAAUAAAGAAUGUAAUUUAUUGUUGUUAAACGUUUUAGUGAUUAGAUUAGCUAUAUAGGAAAGAUAGAUUCUUCAAUUUUGUAUUGAGUUUUUAAAGACCAAGGUUCGAAAGUGUUUUUCAACAUCAUAAAAACGAAUGUUCAAAUGUUUUGUAUUAUUUUACAAACUAUAAAUAAGCAUGUACUUUAACGAUAUCAAUUUAGUUUUUGAAAUAAAAAAGUACUGAACGAAAAAAAAAAGGUUUGUGGUGAUUUGAUUGAUUUGAAACACAAGAAUUAAAAAAUAUGUUAUCACUUUUAAGUUAUUUUAAUUCAAAAUACACGAAGAGUUUACAAAAAAAUAAAACAGUUUUUAA
Eupeodes corollae is the source of this 2896-nucleotide messenger RNA. RefSeq lists its product as uncharacterized. NCBI's taxonomy places the organism in Eukaryota, Metazoa, Arthropoda, Insecta, Diptera, Syrphidae. The record is from RefSeq and is a predicted model, not a curated record. The coding region runs from base 175 to 2511 and encodes 778 amino acids. The transcript is spliced from 4 exons.